Molecule: messenger RNA, 483 nt
Organism: Acanthamoeba castellanii str. Neff
Lineage: Eukaryota; Discosea; Longamoebia; Acanthamoebidae
Exons: 2
Coding region: 1-483 (160 amino acids)
Source: RefSeq, a predicted model, not a curated record
AUGGUCCCCUCUUCGAGUCCUCGCCCGCGCCGGCGGGCCAGGCGGGGGACGGGGACGAGACACCGCUCGACGACCACAGGCCCUGUUCCCCGAGUGGGAGUUGAGCGGGAGGUGAAGGUGGCCGAGGAGCACGAGGAGCUGGAGUUGGCCAAGGCGGAGGAGGUCGUCAGGGAGGAGUUGACCAAGGCCGACGUGCCGAUCCCCAAGGCGCAGCGCUACGACCUGAAGACCACUUCGGGCGAGCUCUACAACUUCUUUGAGUUCGAGUUCAACCUCGAGUUGCGCGAGAAGGUUCUUGGCUCGCCAAAGAAGACGCUGGCCGCGACGAAGGGCGGGAGGAGGCCGCGAGCGAUGCUUCCCGUGUGGCAAGCGUCGAGUAGAUGGGGCAUGCGGAUGAAGACGAGCUCGAAGCCUACUGCAAUCUUGAGCAGCACCAAGAAUAAAAAAGCAGUUCUCGACGUGACGCAGAAGAUGACAACGUAG